Molecule: messenger RNA, 568 nt
Organism: Octopus sinensis (East Asian common octopus)
Lineage: Eukaryota; Metazoa; Mollusca; Cephalopoda; Octopoda; Octopodidae
Product: menin-like
Exons: 3
Biological process (GO): negative regulation of cell cycle; negative regulation of cell population proliferation; regulation of transcription by RNA polymerase II
Cellular component (GO): chromatin; nucleus; histone methyltransferase complex
Molecular function (GO): transcription cis-regulatory region binding; chromatin binding; Y-form DNA binding
Source: RefSeq, a predicted model, not a curated record
GUAAAGGAAAUGAAGAUAAGAGAGGGCAAACUAUCAGCAAUGGAAUAGCUGAAAAGAAUUGGCUGUAUUUAAAUGGUAAACCAGUUAUUUGCAAUCGACAUAUGGAAGUAGCUGCAAUGGUAUCCGCCAUCAACCCAUCCAUCAACUCAACAAUGGACAGUUCAGAAAUGGCUUCUAUACAACAGGCACUACUUUGGCUGUUGCAUGACAUGGGUUACUUAUCAAAAUAUCCAAUGGCUCUUGGAAAUUUGGGUGACCUUGAAGAAAUUUCCCAAUCUCCUGGUAGACCACCUCCACUGACAUUAUUUCAAGAAAGCAUUGAUGCAGAUAAGAGAUAUUAUGAUAAUCAACAUGUUUAUCCUUACACCUACAUGGGAGCAUUUCUCUUCAGAAAUGGCCAAUACAAAGCUGCACUCAGUUGUUGGUCAAAUGCUAGUGCUGUCAUGAAAGGGUAUGAAAUGAUAUUUUAUUUUAUCGUUCUUUUUAGUAAAUUGAUUUAUUAUACUGUAGCAUUCUCCAUAUCUUCCAUUUUUUUUUUAUCUGAGAAGUUCUUUAAGAGUAUUGGACA